UUGCUUUCAAAUGACGCGUUUGACACUUCUGUCAUUUCACUUUUACAUACGUGUCAAGCUAACUUGCGCGUUUGGCUUUAGCAGCCCUUAAUUUUAGGAUUUAAUUGACAAAUAUAACUGCAAAUCAUAAAAAAUGGCCCCCAAACAGAGGAUGCGUAUUGCCAACGAGAUUGCCAGCAAAAACAUCACCAUGCGAGGAAAUGUCCCCAAGUCUACCAAGGAAAAGGACGACCAAUACCCCGUCGCGCCUUGGUUGCUCGCUCUCUUCAUUUUCGUCGUGUGCGGAUCAGCAGUUUUCCAAAUAAUCCAAUCUAUAAGACUUGCCUAAGUCCUCCUGUGAUUCCCACCCCUGACUGAUACCUUACCAUUGUGGCUUGAAUCGUUUCCUACAGGCUAACCUCUAACAUUUACGAUAGCCUAGUACCUUUUUGAAAGGACUUGAUUAAAAGACAAAAUUGAAACUGGCUCAGUUUAAACAUCUCUCACGAUUCUGUGCCCCUGGUACUUUGUAGAUUUUAGUUUUAGACUAUUUUGUGUGGAACUAAUUUAAAGAUUAAUCAUGUCUCGUCCCAAUUAUGUAUAUUUUUUGUAAGAUCAUACAUAGAAACAUAAUGAAACUUUUCAAGCCACGAGCCCCGUAGUAAAUUACAAUAAAUUUUAUAAUAUUGUUCACGAUAGGAACUUGUAUAGUAAAGUUCCUUCGUGGACAGUGACUGCGCCUCAUGUAGCUUUCAAAGUUGCAUUUCUUUAUACUUAGUUAUUCUUAAGCGCAGUUUUUAAAACAAUAUAAUCUCAAGAAAAACAUAAUUGUACGUACUAUAUUCUUGUAUAUUGUAAAAAAUGAAUUUAAUAUUAAGGUGAAGAGAAAAAUCGAGAGCAUUUAGCCAAAUGUUGUUGAAAUUCAUUCCUAUAAGUUUUAUUCGAGAAUUAAGUGUUUGACGCACAAUAACGCGACUUUGUUCGUCAAAGUCGAUAGUUUUUUUUUAUGUUUAUUUGAUUUUAGUUCAAUUUUAAUUGUAAAAAAUGAAAUUGUUUUAUAUCCGCGCCACGCUAACGAAAUUAUUUGUCGGUACUAUUUUUAAUUUUAAAUGUAAUUUAUUUGAUUAAAUACAGUAUAUUUGUCAUAUUAAA
Molecule: messenger RNA, 1131 nt
Organism: Trichoplusia ni (cabbage looper)
Lineage: Eukaryota; Metazoa; Arthropoda; Insecta; Lepidoptera; Noctuidae
Product: stress-associated endoplasmic reticulum protein 2
Exons: 3
Coding region: 134-328 (64 amino acids)
Biological process (GO): endoplasmic reticulum unfolded protein response
Cellular component (GO): endoplasmic reticulum
Source: RefSeq, a predicted model, not a curated record